This is a messenger RNA of Penicillium cosmopolitanum, 957 nucleotides long. RefSeq lists its product as uncharacterized. Lineage: Eukaryota; Fungi; Ascomycota; Eurotiomycetes; Eurotiales; Aspergillaceae. Bases 1 to 957 code for a protein of 318 amino acids. The record is from RefSeq and is a predicted model, not a curated record. The transcript has a single exon.
AUGUUCAGGAAGCGCGUAUCUCUUAAAUGUGGUGGCGUUCAGCUCUUAAGCUCGACUACUCGUACCGCGGUCUCGCCACUCCGCCGUCUCAGGAUUAACCCUCCACCAGGCCGUGACCUUGGGGCACCACAUGCUGGUCGGAACUAUGCAACCACUUCGAAUCUGCCAGGGCAUGAGUAUUCAUGGCCAGGGGCACCAUCAUUUACACCAUAUGAAGUCUUUAAUUUGGAUCAUGCCGCUCCGUAUUCAAAGAACCUUUACUACGACCUCGUGAAGAUCUACCACCCAGAUCGACCCUGCAAUGAGCAUCGUCUUUGUCGAGGCCUAUCACCUGAAGUUCGCCUUAAGCGGUACCACAUUGUCGUAGCAGCUCAUGAAAUCCUUUCCGAUCCCAAUAAGCGAGCUGCAUAUGACCAGUUCGGCGCUGGAUGGAAAUACGGGCCGAAACGGUAUAACACCACAGCUGAGGCAUCUGCAGAAUGGGGGCCAUAUGGGCCAGCGAUUUAUGCAAACGCUACGUGGGAAGACUGGGAACGGUGGAAUAACCGACACGAGAAGCAGCAGCACGUUGUUGAUCACCGCACUUUCACACGGCUUGUGAUUCUUCUCGUUUUAUUUGGAGGCGCUGUCCAGGCAUCGUGGAUCUCGCAGCAACAAACUGGUUAUGAAGAGCGACUUCGCGAGGUCAACCAAGAAUCGUCGAGGUUCCUGUCCGGUCGUCGGAAGCAUACUGUGGAUCAGAUGCCUUCCAAUGAUGCUCGCGUGCAGAGUUUCCUCGUUCGGAGAGAUCCGACUGGAGCGGGUCUCAAAGAAGAAGAACAGCCUGUUUAUCAGAGAGAACUUCAUCCCCGCCGUGAAGGACCCGAAGGUGACGCGACAAAUACACAUCAUAACAGAAGAAAUCCCAUAGAAAGUGGGCAGAAAACCGAGUUUUCAGGGCCCAGAAGGUGUCCAUGA